GACAGCGUGGGCCCAGGGGAAAAGCGACAUUUCCUUCGGGAAUCUUCUCGUGCGCUUUUGCAGAGCUGCACCGCAGGCAGAAGUUCACUGGUGGAGCUUCCCCCACUUCCGUCGCUGUUGGGUGAAGAGCUGCCCCUGUUGAGUCUCCGCCUGUCGAUGGGCGCAGGAGGAGCCGCCGCCGCCAACUGACCAAAGCCACAGCCGCGGGGGCGGGGAACGAGAAGGCGCCCUCUUUACGUUCAGACGCUUGUGGAUCUCCCGGCGGGAUCCUCUGCCUGGAGAGGACUUGAGGCAGCGGCUUUACCUUCAGCUGCCCUCAAAGCCACCCGCUUAUAUCGCCCUGUGCCUCCUUAUUCCGAGAGAAGACAUCCUGGGUUCAGUGCUACCGAGGCAGGGAGCGCUCUCUUGAGGACAGGCAGAAUGACAUAUUGUGGAGCACAGCCUUGGACUGUGGACCAGCCGUCCCCAGUCAGGUCCUCCAGAAGUUUUGUAGGACGACUCCAUUGUUGGGAGUUGCAGAGCAGAACAUCUGGAGGGCCCCAGAUUGGGGAAGGCUGUUGCUUUUUUUAACAGUGAGGCUCGGAGACCAUGAAAGGCAACAGGUACAGCCUGUGACAUUUCUGCGCAACCCUGUUUUGUUUUUGAACACCUGCUGUGAGAGAGGCGUCACAUUAGCAGAGCCAAGCCAGGAAGGCUUUUAAACACCAUUCCUCCCUCACAUAGCCCUCUGUGUCAACAGGGCUGCUGAUGGAGAAAAGCCUUCAUGCACCUGAGAAAGCGCAGUCUGAGUCCCCAGAAGCUUCUGCAACGGUAACAGUGCAAGCUGAUAUAUGUCUCCUCAGCUGUGAGCCUCGCUGCAUUCAGUAGCCCCAGCCUUCAUGAUUAUGGAGAGCAGAUUUGGAGGCAGACAGGCGGUGUCUCAAUGGCCGAGUGUUCAGGCGUGGAAUGUCUGUGCCCUCCAGCGAAACUUUGUCACUGCCGCAGCCAUCAAGUUCCCCCCUCCGCUCUGUGUGCACCCAGGAACCUCCAGUGGUUUAUUUCUAAACGGUUGUGGCUGCUGUUUCGGACCCCAGGAAGAGCGAGAAGCAAGAGGGAUGAACUGAGGCCGGGGGGACGGUGCUGGGGCUCCCUCUCUGCCAUGGCACAAGGGGCAUCGCUGCCCAUGACUGACUGGCUGCGGGCCCUCCACCUGGAGCAGUACGCGGAGAGCUUUGAGCGGAACAGGCUCUGGUGCAUCUCCGACUGCCAGCAUCUGACUGACGAGGCGCUGACCCGCCUUGGGGUGCUGCUGCCUGGCCACCGCAGGCGCAUCCUCUCUGGGCUGCUGAAGGCCUUUACGGAGGCUCUGCCCACCAUGGAGGGCCCCCAACUGCCUCCGAGGAGGCCGGUCCCCAUGAAGCGCAACAUCUUCCGCACUGCUACUUCCUCGGUGCAGCCAGAGGCCAGGAGUGACUUGGCGAUGCCAGUUGGUGACAAAAUGCCUCCUCGCCGGGAGAUGGAGACGGCCAGAGGCCUCCCCCCUGUCCCCCCCCCUAUCCCUCCACGGACAAGCUGCCAUCCCCCAGUUAAGUUUUCCUCUCCUGCCCCCUUGGAACUUCCCACGGCCUCUUCCUUUGAGUCGGCUUCCCUUUUGGAUUUUACAUCUCCAGUGCUGCUCCCGCCACUUGCAGGAGACAGACUUAGUCCAGACACAGAAGAGGCAGGGAAGCAGCCCCUGCCGCCUCUUCCUGCCAAGCGCCACCAGCUGGAGAGCAAGCCCCCCUCUCAAAAGGCGCCUCCCGUACCCAGCCGCCCUCCCACGCUGCCCCCCAGGGGCCCACCUCAGAAACCAGCACCCAGUCUUCCUGUGCAAGACAAUCUCCAAGACCCUGAGGAGCUGCCUGUAGUGCCACCCACCCUCUUCCGUCGCCUGAAGAUAUUGGAACCGCACACUGUCCCUGAGUUACCUUCAAAACCUCCCCUUUCCUUGCAGGCGGACUUUGAUGAUUCUGAUUAUGAAGAUCUCCUUUUUGAGGAGGAAAUAGACGCACCUACAGAAGAAAUGACUGACAAGGAGGAGGCAGCGAAGACCCCGCCGGAGGUGAGCCGCUGUGCACGAUUCAGCAGCCUGAUCAGUGAAGACGAGCUGAUUGAGGAUUAUUUCAAGGAGGAAUCACCCACUAACAGCAGCAGCAACUACCGGAAUGACUGUGGGCUGAACUUCUCCUGCCCCAGCAGUGCUCUGCCCUUUGACAUGUUGAGCCUCCACAGUGACGGAAUGGACAGGACGGACCCAUCGUCUCAACUUGCACCUGUCAUCAAAGCGGGGUGGCUGGACAAGAACCCUCCCCAAGGGACCACCCUGCUGACCCACAGGGCGCCGCAGUUAACAGUGUUUUCCGGCUCCAGGUCCUAUAUCUACCAGAAGCGCUGGGUGAAACUGGAUAGCAACUACCUCCGAUACUUUGAUAGUGAAAAGGAUGUUUAUUCCAAACGUCUGAUCCCUGUGUCAUCUAUAACCCGUGUGGCUAGUAUUGGGGACCAGAAAUUUGAGGUGGUCACAAACAAUCGGACUUUCACCUUCCGGGCCGAGAGUGAUGCGGAUCGCAAUGGAUGGAUGAAGGCCCUUCAGAACAUGGUGGAUGAGAAGAAGUCAAGGUGUUUGGACCGAGGGUCCAUCUUCCAGGUGCCCAGUAGCACCUUCGACUCCGUGGACAAGUGUGGCCUUCUGGAGCUGCGAGGUUUUAAAAACAAGCUGUGCGUGGUGGUGGCCGGGGACAAAGUGUUCCUUUACAAGAACGCAGAGGAAUUCCGCCUGGAGAUCGGGAUCACCUACAUUGAAAUGAAUGUGGGGAACGUCAAGGACGUGGACAGAAGGGGCUUUGAUUUGACAACCCCCUACCGGAUCUUCAGCUUUGUUGCAGAAUCCGACCAGGAGAAGGAGGAAUGGGUGGAGGCCAUGCAACACUCUAUCGCUGAGGCGCUCUCCAACUUUGAAGUGGCCGAGAGAAUCUGGUCAGUGGAGGCAAACUGCUUCUGUGCCGAUUGUGGAUCCCCCAAACCUGACUGGGGCUCCAUUAACCUCUGUGUUGUCAUCUGCAAGCGAUGUGCAGGGGAACACCGUGGGCUGGGACCCAGCGUCACCAAAGUACGGAGUCUCAAGAUGGACAAAAAAGUCUGGACCGAGGAGCUGAUAGAGCUGUUCCUUCAGAUUGGUAAUGCUGUAGCCAACCAGUUCUGGGCCGCCAACGUGCCCCCCAGCGAGACCAUCAGCCCCAGAAGCGAGAGCCAGGAACGGAGGCGCUUCCUGGUGGCCAAGUACAGGGAAGGCAAGUACCGCCGGUACCACCCGCUCUUCGGCAACCAGGAGGAGCUCAACAAGGCCCUGUGUGCUGCUGUGACGACGAGUGACCUGGCAGAGACCCUCUCCCUCUUGUUCUGUGGGGCCGAGGUGGGCUGCUAUUCGGGGGACCCCAGUCACCCGUCUCCCAUCGCCUUAGCAGAGCAGGCCGGCCAGAGGCUGCAGAUGGAGUUCCUGCUGCACAACAAGACCUCAGAGACCCCUCAGCUGGACGUGGGCACCAGCAUUGAGAAGCACUACUCAGUCAUCUUGCCUUCCGUCGCUCACAAUGGCUUCCUCUACAAGGCGCCCUCCAUGGCUAAGCUGCUCCAUGAACGGAAAUCCCGGGAAGAAUUCAGCCGCCGCUGGUGCCGCCUCCACGAUGGCAUCUUCAGCUACUAUGACAGCAACACCAACACCGUGCCGAACGGGGAGAUCAGGAUGCAGGAGGUGGCAUGCCUUGUGAACAACCUGCCAGAUACCCACGGGUUCGUGAGCACCUUUGAGGUGUACAUCGAAUCGGAGAGGCUCUACCUGUUUGGACUGGACAUCCCCGAGGCGAUCCAGGAGUGGGUCAAAUGCAUUGCAAAGUCUUUUGUCCCUCCUGCCGCUGAGGGCCUGCUGGGGCACGACUUCGAGCGCCUCGGGCGGCUCCAAUACAAAGGCGGCCUGAACCUGGAGCGAGCCAAGGAAGGCUGGUUCGCGUUGGCCCAGUCCACCCUCUAUGCCUGUUUGGAAGGCAGUGAGGAGGCUAUUCACUUGAGGAAGCUGCAGGAGCUCUCCGUCCAGGGUGACAAUGAAGUCCUUGUGCUGGUGGAAAGGAGAAGGACGCUCUACAUCCAAGGCGAGAGGAAGCUGGACUUCUUGGGGUGGGUCAAUGCUAUCCAGAAGGCCGCAGGAAGCUCCGGAGACACCUUGUCUGAACAACAGCUCACGGAGACGGACGUCCCCAUCAUUGUGGACCGAUGCAUCGACUACAUCACGCAGUGUGGACUGACCUCGGAGGGGAUCUAUCGGAAGAGUGGGCAGAACUCCAAGACGACCAGCCUCCUGGAGAGCCUCUGGAAAGAUGCCCGUAGGGUCCGGCUGAAGGAAGGGGAGCACCAGGUGGACGACGUGGCCAAUACCCUCAAAAGGUUCUUCCGGGAUAUUGAAGACGGUCUCUUCACCAAAGAUUGUUCUCAGGCUUGGCUGAAAGCAACAGCCAUUGAGGAUGACAAAGAGAAAAUCAGUUGGUAUCGAAGGCUGCUGAACAGCCUCCCUGCAGUCAACAGAGCCACGGUGAAGGCACUGAUCAACCACCUAUACCGAGUCCAGUGCUUCUCAGACGUGAACCAGAUGACCACGCACAACCUGGCCAUUGUCUUCGGGCCGACGCUCUUCCAGACAGACGGCAAAGACUACAAGGCGGGGCGAGUGGUGGAGGAUCUCAUCAGAUGCUAUGUGGACAUAUUCAGUGUGGAUGAGGAAGAGAUGAGAAAGCAACAAGAGGAGAUUACCGCCAUCAUGAAGAUGCGUGUUGCGGGCUCAUCCAGCGGGACGCAGCAAGCCGGUGACUUCAUCUGCACGGUGUACCUGGAGGAGAAGAAGACAGAAGCAGAGCAGCAUAUCAAGAUUCCUGCUACGAUGACAGCGGAAGAGCUGGCUUUUGAGAUCUUGGACCGGAGGAAAAUCGUCAUGAAGGAGAAAGAGUUCUGGAGCUGCUUUGAAGUCAGCGAGCGGGAGGAGGCAGAACGACCUUUGCACUACAGCGAGAAGGUCCUUCCCAUCUUACACAGCCUGGGGAAGGACAGCUACCUGGUUGUGAAGAAGCAGCUGUCCAUGGAGAACAUGUUGCUCUAUCUAGCCAGCAAGGUGGGCGACAGCAAGCAUGGCAUGAUGAAAUUCAGGGAGGAGAAGAACCUGCUGGGUGUGGGGCUCAGCACCGGCUUCCAUGACCGAUACUUCAUCCUGAACAACAACUGUCUGCGCCUCUACAAGGAAGUCCGGAGCCACAAACCAGAGAAAGAAUGGCCAGUGAAGAACCUGAAAAUCUACCUGGGAAUAAAGAAGAAAGUCCGUCCUCCAAGCUGCUGGGGGCUCACGGUCUUCUUUGAGAAUGAGAAGCAAGAGAAGCAGCAGUGGUAUCUCUGCUGUGACACACAGAUGGAGCUGCGAGCCUGGUUUGCUACCUUCCUCUCUGUGCAGCAUGGUGGUAAUGUCUGGCCUUCCGAGUCAUCCAAGGUGCGGGCAUCUCGGACCCAGCAGGAUUCCCGGUUGGGGAACAUCUCGCUGAUCCCCCUGCGAGGAAGUGAGAAUGAGAUGAGGAACAGCGUGGCAGCAUUCGCGGCUGACCCUCUGACGCUUCUUCGGGAUGUAUGAAACUGGAUGCUCAGUAUAGCAGGUUUGUCGGCAAAAGUCAAACGAGGUGGAGGCGCCACCCGGUGAAAAAAACACUUGGCUGGUCCAGCAGGGAGGGGAGGGGGGAAUACUUGGGAACAAAGUCAGCCCUUUUUGGACUCCCUGAAAGGCCAAGAGAACACGUGAGGUUUAUUUAAGGAAAGCCGCGGAGACGUUCCUAGGGAGACUGGGGCAGCUUUUUAAGAAGUGUUGAUAAGCCAUCUGGAGCAAAGACGAACCCCAAGAGGAAGGGCCAUCGGCACGUGCCACAUUCACUACCUAUCCAGCAUUGGUCCCAAGUUCCUGGCAGGUUUGGUCAGCGGUGCCACUGACCGGCAGCUUCUUGCUUCUUUCUCUUUGGGUGGAAACCCUAAAACAACAUUCAGAGGAUGGGCAUGGAUUUGUGAGUAAUGGCUGGACGUACGCUGGGUAUCUUUUUUGUUUUACCUUAAAACUUGGGUAAGCGGGGACACAACAAUUGGGACAAAGCCAAGAGGACCUGGAAAUGCUUUGUGUGGGCUGACAGAAAUCUUGAAGGUACCAGAGCAAAGAGCCAGCCAAUCCUGCUUUACUUUUGGAAAAAGGCCCAAUGAUGAAGAGGAAGGGAGAGGUUCUCGAUUGCCUUCCUCUGCCCUCUUGCCACGGGGCUUGUUUUGAAAAUCACCUUUUCUGAAGUGGUGGCUUGACCACAUGGUGGUGGGCUUUGAAGCUUCUGUCCAUCUCCCUCUCCAAGGCCAGAAACCAACUCAUGGUACCUGGUAGAGGAGGAGGCCUUGCCGGAACCACUGAGCAAAAGAUUUAAUGUUGGGUACAGAGAGGGUGAUGGGAUGUGGACGCUUCAGACCAGCCUGCACUUAGCUGUGGGAGGGACAUCACCAGGGAUUAAUAUCCAGGGCCUUCUCACUGUCCUCUUUGUCUGAUCCUGGGAAGCUGUGAAAAGAGGGGCAGGUACCAUUUUUCUUAACAGCAACAUCUUCUCUUGUUGUCUUUUUGUAAUGUUAAUAAAUAUCCUUGGAGAAUCCAG
This is a messenger RNA of Rhineura floridana, 6722 nucleotides long. It is a transcript of the gene ARAP1, whose product is annotated as ArfGAP with RhoGAP domain, ankyrin repeat and PH domain 1. The record is from RefSeq and is a predicted model, not a curated record. Gene Ontology annotation, molecular function: protein binding; GTPase activator activity; phosphatidylinositol-3,4,5-trisphosphate binding. The transcript has 36 exons. Gene Ontology annotation, cellular component: cytoplasmic vesicle; plasma membrane; trans-Golgi network. Gene Ontology annotation, biological process: signal transduction; positive regulation of GTPase activity. NCBI's taxonomy places the organism in Eukaryota, Metazoa, Chordata, Lepidosauria, Squamata, Rhineuridae. The coding region runs from base 923 to 5680 and encodes 1585 amino acids.